Fusarium redolens is the source of this 1639-nucleotide messenger RNA. RefSeq lists its product as uncharacterized. The record is from RefSeq and is a predicted model, not a curated record. The transcript is spliced from 5 exons. Lineage: Eukaryota; Fungi; Ascomycota; Sordariomycetes; Hypocreales; Nectriaceae. Bases 413 to 1570 code for a protein of 385 amino acids.
AUCUGUACAUACCAUGAUCAAGAUCGUCACUGUCAAUCGAUACGAUAUUCCGAUUAACUACUGUCUAUCACUUUGAUCGACUCCAAUGACCGACUGCCAAAUCCAUGCUUUUUUGACGUGCCGAUCUAAGCGCAACUCUCUGCCAACAGCAUCAUCCGAGUUUGAAGCAAAAAGGUAAAAAAAUGCAGGGGAAACGACUAACCAUGCAGACUGCAUUCUCCCCCUGCUCCCUCGUGUCAAGCUGAGAUUAUUCCUGCAAUUUGGAUUCUCGUGCCAUUUUUUCCGCACCGGCGAUAAAGUCUAUUGUUUGAUAGAUCUCAGGGGUGCUUCAAUUCUCGGAGGACAUUUAGGUUCAUCUGUCCGGAGCAGCCAACUGCAGCACUCGUCACUCAUUCACUCGUUAUUUUUCGCUAUGGAUUUUCUGCAAAAGUUGUUGGUUGAGUCUUGGAUUCUAUGGGUGUUGGGUCUGUUUGUCGUCGUGUGUCGACUGAUAUCACGACGCAUGAAACUUAGAAAAUGGAAUCGUCUCGCCAUUGAAGACUAUCUCAUGGUCUUUGCCCUCAUCAACUUCACAGGAGUCGUCGUCUCGAUCAACGAAGUCGCCAAGAAUGGCAGCAACUACAUGCCCCCCGACGUCGCCGCAAAACUCACCCCCGAGGGAAAAAAACAAGCCAUAAUCGGGAGCAAAAUGACCUUCGUCUUGGAAAUAUUCGCACUCACUUGUACAUGGACCAUCAAAGCGUGUCUGCUGUUUCUGUACGCGAGAUUGACGCAGGGAACAUCGAUAAGACAGAAAUGGGCGGUGCGAUUCGUCUCUGCGUUUUGCGCCGUGACGUAUGUCGUUGUUACCUUCAUGUUUGUGUUUUAUUGGUGUUCGCCUGUUCCCGAGUAUUGGGCUGUUCCUGUUAAUCCCAAGAAGAUGCAAUGUGCGACGUAUUACAACCAUAUGAUCUUUGCGACGGCUUGCAAUAUCGCCAGCGACAUCAUGUUGAUCUUAUUACCAAUUCCGAUCGUCAUCAACAUCAGUCUUCCCAAGAAGCGCAAGUUUGGAUUGUGCUGUGUUUUUGGCUUGGGCUUGUUCAAUAUCCUCGCCGCCGUCCUCAACCGCUACUACAACUUCAGCAACCCCAACUCCUACGUCUUUCUCUACUGGUACGUCGCAGAAGGCGGCGUCGCCCUCUGGGUCGGCAACCUCCCACUCUGCUGGCCCGUUCUGCGUCUGGCCAUCGGCUCCAAGGGCGAUUCCACCGACCCAUCCUACCCCAACACUCCAUACCGCAAUGGAUCUUACCCCGAAGGUUCAGCGCGACGAAGAACUCAAGGUCGUCAUCCGCUGUCAAGCAAACCUUCGAUCUGGGCGAAGCUGGAGGACGAGGAUGGCGUGCGCACUGACGUUUCGCCAGAGCAGGGAAGUCAGAUUGAGCUGGUGGACCAGCAUGGACCAGAUCUGCUGCAGCGGCCGUACCGUGCUGAAGCGAAGGUUAGUAGUGGGACACAGCAGCAUGAGAGGAAUCGUAGUGGACAGAUUACAGUUGUUACGAGCGUAGAGGUUAGCACGAAGAAGACAUAGACCAUUCCAUCAAUUAUGUAUUACUUAGACUAGCAUGAACUUAUUACAAUGACUUUAUUUCGUUAUGAA